Messenger RNA from Ectocarpus siliculosus, 342 nucleotides. The record is from the annotation of a GenBank genome assembly. NCBI's taxonomy places the organism in Eukaryota, Phaeophyceae, Ectocarpales, Ectocarpaceae.
AUGGGGUACCUUGGCUGCUACACGGAUAGGAACGACAGGGUAUUUUCGGGUCCGAUGACUUCUAGCGCCGACAACAGUCCAGAGACCUGCAAGGCCGCCUGCGAAGGUUACGCAUUCUACGGACUCCAGUACGGCAAGCAGUGCUUCUGUGGUGCCUCGGACGAAGACUUCACCCGUCACGGCGAGUCCCAGGAGUGCCUUCUCCGCUGCACCGGAGACAGAAAGUCCAUUUGCGGUGGCGUUUGGGCAAUGAAUGUGUACGUCAUGGACGGUUACGAGAGCUCCACCAACAGUGGCACGAGCUCCAGCUCAGGGUAUUCCAGCAUCUCAGUGGGUGUGUAA